Molecule: messenger RNA, 782 nt
Organism: Urocitellus parryii (Arctic ground squirrel)
Lineage: Eukaryota; Metazoa; Chordata; Mammalia; Rodentia; Sciuridae
Gene: Tmed5
Product: transmembrane p24 trafficking protein 5
Source: RefSeq, a predicted model, not a curated record
GGGGGGUGAGGAAAAGGAGUGCUAGCCCCGCCCUCAGUCCCUACCCUUUGGAGGACAGCACUUUUCACACAGCGCGUUUGCCGCCGCCGCGGCCGCCACCUGAACUUUCUUCAUAUUCUGAGUCUCCCUGCCACGAGGAGUCCAGGGAAGAAAAGCGGAGCCGAGGCGCCAGUUAUCUACACCUCCCACGCCACUUUCAGCCCAAGCUCGCCCCAGCAGGGAUGGGAGACAAGAUCUGGCUGCCCUUCCCUGUGCUCCUCCUGGCCACUCUGACCCCAGAGCUGCUGCCGGGGGCGGCCGGCUUCACUCCCUCUUUGGACAGCGACUUCACCUUCACCCUUCCGGCCGGGCAGAAAGAGUGUUUCUACCAGCCCAUGCCCCURAAGGCCUCGCUGGAGAUCGAGUAUCAAGUUUUAGAUGGAGCUGGAUUAGAUAUUGAUUUCUACCUUGCCUCUCCAGAAGGCAAAACCUUAGUUUUUGAACAAAGAAAAUCAGAUGGAGUUCACACGGUUGAGACUGAAGUUGGUGACUACAUGUUCUGCUUUGACAAUACAUUCAGCACUAUUUCUGAGAAAGUAAUUUUCUUUGAAUUAAUCCUKGAUAAUAUGGGAGAACAGGCACAAGAACAAGAAGACUGGAAGAAAUAUAUUACUGGCACAGAUAUGUUGGAGAUGAAACUAGAAGAUAUUCUGGAAUCCAUCAACAGCAUCAAGUCCAGACUAAGCAAAAGUGGUCAUAUACAAACUCUGCUUAGAGCAUUUGAAGCUCGUGAUCGAAACAUA